UGAGAACAAUAUUUUAAGACUGAAUAAAUUUUGCAUUAAAUCGAAAGUUUAAUUUUAUUAAAAAAACUGAAUUGAUACCAAAAUAUUUUCACAUUAAAAAAUUAAUUUGCAGUUUAAGAAUUUCAUUAAUUUUUUUUUUAAAAAAAAGUCUAGAAGCUUCCAAGAAAUUCGAUCAACAAAAGAAUUAAAAAAUCUAAAAUGAAGUUGCUUGCGUUGUUAGUAAUUGUGCUUGUUGCUGUGACAUUGUCAUAUUCACAUCCAAAUGGCGAAAUGGACCAAAAGGAUGUAUCAUACCAAGGUGGUGACAAUGAUCCUGAAACUUCAACAGUCAAGGAAACUCGAUGGAAUAAAACCAAGAAGUUCUUCAGUAAAACAUUCAAUAAGGUCAAAAAUGUAUUUCCCUCAAAUCCAAAAAAUGACACAACUGAGGCAUCAGGACUUGAAGAAAUUGGAAUAAUUGAUGAAUCAAGUGAGGAGGUUCAGUCAUCAACUCCUGAGACUAUCGGAUUUUGGAAAAGAGUCAAAAAUAUUUGGUGAAAAUUUAUAAAAAAUUAUUUAAAAUUAGAAUGACGUCAUUAUAGGCAAUACGAU
Chironomus riparius is the source of this 591-nucleotide messenger RNA. The record is from the annotation of a GenBank genome assembly. NCBI's taxonomy places the organism in Eukaryota, Metazoa, Arthropoda, Insecta, Diptera, Chironomidae.